CGUUGAUCUCAGAAAAGUUUUGCUAGUCAUCAUCUUCUUUUGUUUGUUUUCGUAAAAUACGACGUCACAUCUUUUUCAUCGUGGAGAAGUUGGGCAGUUUUGUGACGCGGAAAAAUAAGGCAUUCAAUCAAAUGCUCAGUUGACCAGAAAUAAGGGUGUUAUUCAGACACGAAACCUUCAACAUGGCCAUAUAAGCACAACAUCAGGGCCAAAAAGGAAUUCACAAUUUCAUCAUCAACUCAUAGCAACUAUUCUUGUCAAAAAGAACAAAAAAAAAAAAAGACCCAGAAACCUCAUCAUCAAGUUCUUGCAACUCUUUCUUCCAUUAGAGAAAAAAAAAAAAAAAACAAACCAUGGCAGAUAGUUCAGUAUCCUUUUUACUGGACAAGCUGACUUUGUUACUUCAAGCAGAAGUGAAUCUGCAGAGAGGGGUCCGUGAAGAUGUUCAGCACAUCAAAUAUGAACUAGAACGCCACAGGGGCAUCUUGAGGGUGGCUGAUGCUCUGGAAGACAAAGACCCUGAACUCAAAGCAUGGGUUAAACGAGUAAGAGAUGUUGCUCAUGACAUGGAAGAUGCUAUAGAUGAAUUUAGCCUUCGCCUUAUUGAUCAACAUGGACAAGGCAACAGUUCUUCUUUUCAUGUGAAUUUUUUCACCCGGCAUAGGAUUGCUUCAAAUAUACAAAAUAUCAAAUCCAGAGUGGACAUUAUCUCCCAGGGACGUCCAAACAUAGCUGGGAUUGGCUCAGGCUCAAGUCAACGGUUAAGGCUUGAUAGCCAAGGAGAUGCACUUCUGCUAGAAGAAGCUGAUUUGGUGGGUAUUGACAAACCCAAAAGGCAGCUCAGUGACUUGCUUUUCAAUGAAGAAGCAGGUAGGGCUGUGAUUCCCAUUUAUGGGAUGGGAGGGUUGGGGAAAACCACCUUGGCAAAACAAGUCUAUGAUGAUCCAAAAGUGAAGAAGCGUUUCAGGAUUCAUGCUUGGAUUAAUGUUUCUCAGUCUUUUCAACUAGAAGUGCUCCUGAAAGACCUGGUUCAACAGCUCCAUAAUGUCAUUGGCAAACCAUCUCCGGAAGCAGUUGGACAAAUGAAGAGUGACCAGCUCAAAGAGUUGAUCAAGAACUUGCUUCAGCAAAGCAGGUAUCUCAUUGUGCUGGAUGAUGUGUGGCAUGUAAAGGUAUGGGAUUCUGUCAAACUUGCUUUGCCUAAUAACAACCGUGGCAGUAGAGUGAUGCUUACCACACGCAAGAAAGAUAUAGCUUUGUAUUCCUGUGCUGAAUUGGGUAAGGAUUUUAACCUUGAAUUCUUACCUGAGGAAGAAAGUUGGUAUCUUUUCUGCAAGAAAACAUUUCAGGGUAACCCAUGCCCUCCUUAUCUGGAGGCAGUUUGCAGGAAUAUCUUAAAAAUGUGUGGGGGGUUGCCACUGGCAAUUGUGGCAAUUGGUGGUGCAUUGGCUACAAAAAACAGGGCAAACAUAGAAGAGUGGCAGAUGGUUUACAGAAGUUUUGGGUCUGAAAUUGAAGGCAAUGACAAACUGGAGGAUAUGAAGAAAGUGCUUUCCCUGAGUUUCAAUGAGUUGCCUUACUAUCUCAAGUCCUGUUUGCUGUACCUAAGCAUAUUUCCCGAGUUUCAUGCUAUUGAGCACAUGCGAUUGAUUCGCUUGUGGAUAGCUGAAGGGUUUGUGAACGGAGAAGAUGGAAAGACACUGGAGGAAGUUGCAGACAGUUACCUCAAGGAGCUCUUGGACAGAAGUCUGCUGCAAGUGGUAGCAAAAACCAGUGAUGGCAGGAUGAAGACUUGUCGCAUGCAUGAUCUUCUAAGGGAGAUUGUCAAUUUGAAGUCAAAGGAUCAGAACUUUGCAACAAUAGCCAAAGACCAAGAUAUAAUCUGGCCAGACAAAGUUCGACGCUUAUCAAUCAUAAACACAUUGAAUAAUGUGCAACAAAAUAGGACCACAUUCCAACUUCGGUCUCUGCUGAUGUUUGCCUCAUCAGAUUCACUCGAGCAUUUUUCUAUACGUGCAUUAUGUUCCUCUGGUUAUAAGUUACUCAGGGUGUUAGAUUUGCAGGAUGCACCUUUGGAGGUUUUUCCUGCUGAAAUUGUCAGCCUAUACCUUCUCAAGUAUCUGAGUUUGAAGAAUACAAAGGUGAAAAGCAUACCAGGUUCCAUUAAGAAGCUGCAGCAGUUGGAGACAUUAGAUCUUAAACACACUUAUGUCACUGUAUUGCCAGUUGAAAUUGUGGAGCUCCAACGAUUACGCCAUCUCUUGGUGUAUCGUUAUGAGAUUGAAUCCUAUGCUUAUUUACAUUCAAGGCAUGGCUUCAUGGUGGCUGCCCCUAUAGGACUUAUGCAAUCUUUGCAAAAGCUUUGUUUUAUAGAGGCGAAUCAGGCUUUGAUGAUUGAGCUAGGAAAACUCACUCAACUCAGGAGGCUUGGCAUCAGAAAGAUGAGAAAACAAGAUGGUGCUGCUUUGUGUUCAUCCAUUGAGAAGAUGAUCAAUCUCCGCUCAUUGUCCAUAACUGCAAUUGAAGAUGAUGAGAUAAUUGAUAUUCACAACAUCUUCAGGCCUCCUCAGUAUCUCCAGCAGUUAUACUUGGGUGGGCGUCUAGACAAUUUUCCCCAAUGGAUAAGUUCUCUCAAGAAUUUGGUCCGAGUGUUUCUAAAAUGGAGCCGGUUAGAAGAGGAUCCUCUGGUACAUCUUCAAGAUUUGCCAAAUCUAAGACAUCUUGAGUUUCUUCAAGUUUAUGUUGGUGAGACAUUGCAUUUCAAGGCAAAAGGGUUUCCUAGUCUGAAGGUGUUAGGCCUUGAUGAUUUAGAUGGACUGAAAUCAAUGACUGUGGAGGAGGGAGCAAUGCCUGGUCUUAAAAAGCUCAUCAUCCAGCGCUGUGAUUCAUUGAAGCAGGUACCAUUAGGCAUUGAACACCUAACAAAACUAAAAUCAAUAGAGUUUUUUGAUAUGCCUGAAGAAUUGAUUACAGCACUGCGUCCAAAUGGAGGUGAGGAUUAUUGGAGAGUACAACAUGUCCCAGCAGUUUAUAUCUCCUAUUGGAGGGAUGGGGGUUGGGAUGUCUACUCAUUAGAGACAUUAGGAGAGAGAGAGAGUGAUUCCAGUUCUGGUACUGCAAAGAGAAGUCUUGAAAUUUGUACACUCUGGAAGGUUUAACUUUGAUUUUUUCUUUUAACAUACUUGCAUGUGUGAGUGAUGACAAUUUUUUGUUGUACAUCAGCUUGCAUAUGCAAGUGAAUGUAGUAUUUUGUUUUUUUGCAGUCACCUGAGUCCUCACUGUAAAUUUCUUCAUGUUUCGACCAAAUAAAUCAGGGAGCAUAAUAUGAAUUCUGAGGUUACUGAAAAAAAAUGUUCAAUAUUUAGGUUUA
Glycine soja is the source of this 3370-nucleotide messenger RNA. RefSeq names its product disease resistance protein RPM1-like. Bases 354 to 3158 code for a protein of 934 amino acids. The record is from RefSeq and is a predicted model, not a curated record. The transcript has a single exon. Lineage: Eukaryota; Viridiplantae; Streptophyta; Magnoliopsida; Fabales; Fabaceae. Gene Ontology annotation, biological process: defense response to other organism. Gene Ontology annotation, molecular function: ADP binding.